Messenger RNA from Cryphonectria parasitica EP155, 2549 nucleotides. RefSeq names its product nucleotide-diphospho-sugar transferase. Gene Ontology annotation, biological process: biosynthetic process. The coding region runs from base 139 to 2343 and encodes 734 amino acids. The transcript is spliced from 3 exons. The record is from RefSeq and is a predicted model, not a curated record. Gene Ontology annotation, molecular function: translation initiation factor binding; guanyl-nucleotide exchange factor activity; translation initiation factor activity. NCBI's taxonomy places the organism in Eukaryota, Fungi, Ascomycota, Sordariomycetes, Diaporthales, Cryphonectriaceae. Gene Ontology annotation, cellular component: eukaryotic translation initiation factor 2B complex.
CACCAUCCCACCCAUCAACCUUUAGGAACAAUGAACGCGCACUGCUCACCACAACGCCUGAAACAAUCUCUUGAAGAACAGCCCCUUCAUAGCCAUCGUGACCGACUGUAGAUCAUCCCCAGGAUACAAGCCUGAGCAAUGUCACAGAAAAGCGGCAAAGCAGCCGCCGCCAAGGGCAAAAAGCCCUCUGGAAAGGCUGGCAAUGAUGAGCAGCGCGAGGAUGUCCUCCAGGCAGUCAUACUGGCAGACUACUUUCAGGACCGCUUCGUGCCCUUUAGCCUCGAGAAACCAAGAUGUCUGCUACCUCUGGCCAAUACGCCUCUGAUCGAGUAUACUCUCGAGUUCCUUGAUAUGAACGGGGUUCAGGAGGUCAUCAUCUACACAGGGGCCCACACCGAUCAAAUCGAGAGCUACAUCAACGAUCACCCGCGCUGGAGCCCUACCAGCAAGAUCAACCCUUUCACCUCUGUCGACUUCAUCCGGGUCUCCGACGCAAGCUCGGUCGGCGACUUCCUGCGCGACCUGGAUGGAAGAGGACUGAUCUCGGGAGAUUUUAUACUUGUCCACGGCGACUGCGUGGCAAACAUACAGUUGGAAACUGCCCUGGCAAAGCACAAGGCAAGGCGCGAGGCCAACAGGGAGGCCGUCAUGACUGUCGUGCUGAGGUCGGGCGGUCUGAGCGAGCACAGGACAAAGUCAAAGGGAAUAACACCAAUCUUCGCCAUGGACUCGACAUCAGGAAGAUGUCUGCAUUAUGAAGAGAUGAACCCUCUGCAGAGCGACCACUACGCCGUCCUGGACCCCAUGAUCUUCGAACAAGAGGCUGUAGAGAUUCGAACAGACCUGAUCGACCCAGGUAUCGACAUUUGCACGCCGGACGUGCUGGCGUUGUGGUCAGAGAGCUUCGACUACGAGCUGCCCAGGAAGAACUUCCUGCAUGGUGUCCUCAAGGACUGGGAGCUGAACGGCAAGUUCAUCUACACCGAGAUUGUCGACCAGGGCUAUGCAGCACGUGCGAGCAACCUGCAGAUGUACGACUCUAUAACUCGAGACGUGCUCGGCCGGUGGACCUAUCCACUUGUUCCCGACUCGAAUCUGGUCUCUGGCCAAUCAUACGUCAUGUACAAGGGGAAUGUCUUGCGAGAAAAGGGCGUUAUGUUCGAGUCGGAUGCAGAUAUCUCAAAGUCGGUCUUUGGGUCCAGAACCAUUGUCGGCAGCGGCACAAGCAUAAAGAACAGCGUCAUCGGAAGACGGUGCUUCAUCGGACAGAAUGUGACGAUUGAGGACAGCUACAUCUGGGACGACGUCACAAUCGAGGAUGGAACCACAGUCACGCGCUCCAUACUUGGCACCUCUGCAACUGUGGGCAAGGACUGCACCAUCGGCGCCGGCUCACUUAUCUCCUUCGACGUGACCAUCAGCAACAACAUCUCCAUCCCACCAUCCACAGUACUCUCCGUGCUAGCACACGACCGAACCUCAGUCAAGACCGACCUCAAGCUUCUCGGGCCAAAGGGCAAGGGUGCCGUCUACGACUACGAGGAGGAUGAUGAGGAGAUUGACCCUACCGACCCGACCCAGCUUCAAAAAUCGCUCAUCUACUCGGUCGCAAAUUUCAACAUCUCCACCUCCUCCGUGUCCACGCUCUCCUCAGAGGUCGAGACUGAGUCAGAAGACGACGAGGCUGGAGAGCUCUUCAAUCAGACAGCCCGAUCCCGCCUCUCAUCCUUUGCCUCGGACGACUCUGGUUCUGGCAUCAACAAGGCCGCAUUUCACAAGGAAGCCGUCCACGGGCUGCUGGACGCACUACGCGGUGAAGCCGACGAUUUCGAGGGCGCGAAGCUCGAGUUCAUGGGCCUGCGACUGGGCCAGGACGCCUCUGACGCCUCUGUCCGGCGGGCCGUAGCGGCGGCGUUCGUGCGGCGGGCAGUGGAGCUUCUCUCCCCUGGAGAAGGCGGACCGCUGGAGCCUGCAAAGGCAGCAGAGCAGGCCGUCGCCGCUAAGAUAGGCGCGGCCAAAUUCCUGCGGGAGGUGGGCGUCGGCAGCGGCAGCGUGGCGGAGCAGGUCGAGUUCAUCAUGGCCGUGCAGAAGAGCCUGGUGUCGCACGCCGACGAGGUCGAGACCGCGCGGCUGGGUACCCUGCUCGCGGCGAUGCUACAGCGCAUGUACAACGGUGAUGUCGUAGAAGAGGAUGGCAUCCUGGCAUGGUGGGGAGACAAGCGCGCUGCGGAGGGCGAGACCAUGAGUGGUGUCCGAGCUCGGUGCAAGGUCCUUGUAGACUGGCUGGAGGAGAGCAGCGAGGAGGAAGGGGAUGACGACGAUGAAGACGAUGACAGUGACUAGGAGAAUCUGCCGGCACCUCAGAUUCGUCGGCAGUGGAACUAGUUCGGGGAAUACAUCCUCUUAUACUUUGCAUGAUGGGAUGAUUUAUGCACUGUUAUCUGAGGAUACGCACGGCCUGUGUGUGCGUGCUGAGAUGGUUUCAAGUCAUCAAUCGGCUCGACUACUCUCUCUUUAUUACUAUACCGCAAUUAAAACACACGAGUCCC